AUGUGUUGCGCAAGGGUAUUUCUUGUAUUAAGUGUAGUUAUGUAUAUCAAAUGUCACGACCAGAGAGCAGAGCAGGGAUAUCCGAGUGGAUUAAUGUCAGUAUGUCCUGGUUCCACGAAGCCAGCGACUAUACCCAGGAGCCAGCUGAAAUACCUCCACUUCGUCGUGCAGGGUGCAACCAACCGGCAGAAGUACACUUAUUGGACCGCUAAAAAUAUCGCGAAAGACCCAAGGAUAGAUUUUAGAAGGAAGACCCUGGUAGUAGCAAUCGGUUACUUGGAUAGCACAAACUUCCCGAUAUCCAUGAUACUAACAAACGAAUAUAUACGAAGAGGAUAUAAUGUUAUUCUUAUCGACAAUCAGAGAUUUGCGACUGUGCAUUACUUUUUAGCAACGCGCCUUAUGCGACCAGUCGGCAAACACGUAGCAGAAAUCCUAGCUAUCCUCACUCGCUCCGGUCUUGAUCCAACUAAACUAGAACUUCUAGGUUUCAGUCUAGGUGGCCAGACUGUCAGCUAUAUAGCUACAAACUUCCAGCUUUUGACAGGACGAAAUAUCUCUCGAAUAACUGCACUAGAACCAGCUGGUCCCUGUUUUAGAACCCUAGGUCCGACAGAAAGAUUGGAAUCGACUAACGCUGACUUUGUCCAAGUUAUUCAUACGAAUAUUGACGGCUACGGUAUGGCAAAUAGGAUGGGCCAUGUCGAUUUUUAUGUGAAUGGUGGAGAAUAUCAGCCGGCUGACUUGAAUUUAUUUCCGUGUACGGCUACUUGCAGCCACUUCAGAGUGUUGGCUCUUUGGGCAAUCGCUGUACGGAAUCCAGAGAAGUUUAUCGCAAUAAAAUGCAAUACGAUUCAAGAGGCAAGGGAUGCUGAAUGUUAUAAAAAUAAACAAGUGACAAAUGUUAUGGGAUUAGACGUAGACGUGAAGAAACAUGGUAUAUUUUUUUUGUCGACCAGUAAAAGUUAUCCGUUUUAUUUAGGAAAGGCUGGUAUUAAAAAGGAAUUUGCAGCUUGGAGACGUAUAAGUGAUAUAAAUGAUUCUAAUGAGACUGCCAUUUAUACGUAG
Molecule: messenger RNA, 1068 nt
Organism: Pieris macdunnoughi
Lineage: Eukaryota; Metazoa; Arthropoda; Insecta; Lepidoptera; Pieridae
Source: the annotation of a GenBank genome assembly